AUGGAGGUCAGCCACUCCGUCAAGGAGCGCACCAUCGCCGAGAACAGCCUGGUCAUCCUGCUGCAGGGCCUGCGCGGCCACGUCACCACCGUGGACCUCCGCGACGAGAGCACGGCCACGGGGCGCGUCACCAACGUGGACGCCUUCAUGAACGUGCGGCUGGCGGAGGUGACCUUCACGGACAGGCAGGGCACGGUGUCCCACCUGGACGAGCUCUUCGUGACCGGCAGGAACGUCCGCUACGUCCACAUCCCGGACGAGGUGGACAUCAGGGCCACCAUCGAGCAGCAGCUGCAGGCCAUCCACAGGGUCCGCUAUUUCGGGGGCCGCGACAAGGGCAGGAAGGAGUUCCCUCGUGCCAAGCACAAGUGA
Molecule: messenger RNA, 372 nt
Organism: Nipponia nippon (crested ibis)
Lineage: Eukaryota; Metazoa; Chordata; Aves; Pelecaniformes; Threskiornithidae
Source: RefSeq, a predicted model, not a curated record